This is a messenger RNA of Solanum verrucosum, 1244 nucleotides long. RefSeq names its product protein-S-isoprenylcysteine O-methyltransferase A-like. Gene Ontology annotation, biological process: C-terminal protein methylation. Gene Ontology annotation, molecular function: protein C-terminal S-isoprenylcysteine carboxyl O-methyltransferase activity. The transcript has 3 exons. Gene Ontology annotation, cellular component: membrane; endoplasmic reticulum. The record is from RefSeq and is a predicted model, not a curated record. The coding region runs from base 210 to 878 and encodes 222 amino acids. NCBI's taxonomy places the organism in Eukaryota, Viridiplantae, Streptophyta, Magnoliopsida, Solanales, Solanaceae.
CUUUUCUGUAUGUAAAUCUCCUUCAUCUGUUCUUCGUUUAGUCUUGCCUUUUGGUUGAAUUCAUUUCUUUUUUGUGCAUCUUCGGUAUGUUUUCUUUGGAGGCCUAAAGCCGCUGCUGCUUUUGUGGAUUUAGGGUUGAGCCGCUCUUGCUUGCGUGCAUCUCGAUUAAUUUAUGGGGUAGCUUGUUGUCUAGCUCACAAGUACAGGAAAUGUCAUUCUUAAAGGAUAUUUUCAUUGAUUCUGAAGCCCAUUUUGUGGUGCUAAUUGUACAGAGCUCAUCAACAUUUUCAGAGCUUUUUGGAUAUACAGCAUGCAGACAAUUAUUGCAAAUGUUCAUUUCAAUUAUAUUCUUCCAUGUUUCCGAGUACAUUCUGGCACUUGUCUUUCAUGGGAAGUCGAAUGUAUCUUUUAAGUCGCUUUUGAUAAGCAAACAUUAUGUACUAGCAAUGAUUUGCUCCUUGAUAGAGUACCUUAUUGAAAUCUAUUUCUUUCCCGGCUUAAAGGAAUAUUGGUGGAUAAGUAAUUUUGGCCUUGCAAUGGUUGUUCUCGGAGAAAUCAUAAGGAAGUUGGCAAUUGUGACAGCAGGCCAAGCCUUCACUCAUCUAAUAAAGGUUUAUCAUGAGGAAAAUCAUCAGUUGGUUACGAAUGGGAUCUAUAGAUUUGUCCGUCAUCCCGGUUAUUGUGGCUUCUUCAUCUGGUCUGUUGGUACGCAAAUAAUGCUCUGUAAUCCAAUAUCAACCGUUGCAUUUACAGUUGUUGUGUGGAAAUUCUUCUCGGGAAGGAUACCUUACGAGGAGUUUUUCCUCAAGCAGUUCUUUGGUUCUGACUACGAAGAUUAUAUGAGAAAAGUUCCUUCUGGUAUUCCACUUGUGAGGUGAUUAUUCAACAAAUCCUCUUCAGGGCUCUAUAUACAUGCAUAACAUCAUCUGCUCAUCGGUGCUGAGAUAACACUGUUUAGGAAUUUUAUCUUCUUAGACACUUACAGUUUUCAUAAUGUGAAGUUCGCCAGAAAAAGGUUCCUCCUAGAUAUAACUUCUGAGGUGAUGCUUCUAUUAACCCUUGUAGAGCGCGUUUAUCUUAUUUGUAUCAUCAUGUUUUUGCCGUAUCAUGUCUUUGUUAAGACUUAGGUAACUAGUCUUAUGGGGAGCUGUAAGUCAUAACUGUAUUUGUAGUUAUGGCUGAUGGGACAGUGUUUUUAUCACACUCUUAAGGAGAAGAAAGGCUUUGUAACAUUUUCUUUAAUU